AUGAGCCGAGAAUAUGAUGGCAAGGUCGCCUCCUUGCCUCCCGAGACUCUUACUGAUGAGUUCAAAUCAAAAGCCACUUACGUUAAAGUCGACAUAACCGACUUGAGCGCCGUGGGAAAAGCCGUCAACGACGUUGUAUCCUGGGGUGGCCGCCUCUACUACGCCGUCAACGCUGCAGGCAUUUUCCUUGACACUGCCCGUCUCGCCGAUGUAACCCUGUCUGAAUUCACACAGGCCAUCAAUGUCAACCUGGGUGGUGCUUGGAAUAGCAUGCGGGAGGAAAUCCGGGCUUUCCAACGCUUGAAGAUCAAGGGAUCUAUUGUCAACAUCACAUCUGACGCGGGCACUGUUGCAAUGGUGGAUUGCUCGGCCUGCGUCGCCUCCAAGCACACCCUUGUCGGUCUCACCAAGACGGCCGCCCUUGAGUACGCGCGCGAGGGCAUCCGUGUCAAUUCUGUCGCCCCCGGCGACGUCGCUACGCCAAUGCUGGCAGACUUCGGCACUGAUACUGGCCUUGAUGUUGAUGUCCUUGGAUCCAAGCACCCGAUUGGCCGGAUUGGAAGGCCCGAGGAGAUUGCUGAGCUGAUCUGCUUCCUGCUUUCGGACCGGGCCCAGUUCAUGGUGGGCUUGAAUGUCGCGAUUGAUGGCGGUAACACGACCUCAGGCUACUACAUUCUCGAUUAG
Molecule: messenger RNA, 684 nt
Organism: Fusarium keratoplasticum
Lineage: Eukaryota; Fungi; Ascomycota; Sordariomycetes; Hypocreales; Nectriaceae
Product: 2,5-dichloro-2,5-cyclohexadiene-1,4-diol dehydrogenase
Exons: 2
Coding region: 1-684 (227 amino acids)
Source: RefSeq, a predicted model, not a curated record